UAGAUUAGAGCGAUUUGUCAAUGGAAUGAGAGAUGCAUUAACAUAUGAACUACCAGUGAACGCCAAUAGAUACCAACCAAACAACACCAACAUAAAGGAAUUUGGAACGUUCGACUUUAUCAUUGUGGGAGCUGGAUCGGCUGGUAGCGUUUUGGCACGCCGACUAUCAGAAAUUAAAGAGUGGAGAAUUCUGGUUCUGGAGGCAGGAAAAUUUGGAGACGCUUUCACAGACAUCCCCGGAAUGUACUUCUACGUCCAAGGCACCGAUUACAACUGGGCAUUCACCAGUAUUCCUCAGACCACUUGUUGUCAAGGCAUGGUUGACAAAAAAUGUCCAUACGCCCGGGGAAGGGGCGUGGGUGGUUCAUCCCUGAUAAACGGAUUAAUGUAUGUUCGAGGCAAUCACCACGAUUUCGAUCGUCUAGAAAACGAAGGACUACGCGGUUGGUCCUAUAAAGAUGUUUUACCAUUGUUUAUAAAAUCGGAAGACACGUAUAUUUUUAAUGCGGAGCCAGGUUACCAUGGCCACAGUGGUCCCUUAACCGUCGAAUAUCACAAUCCCUACAGUCCCCAAAUGUACAAGUUUAUCCAAGCCAACAACGAAUUAGGUAACAAAUUUGUGGACUACAAUGGUAAAUCACAACUCGGAGUGUCGUUGUCACAGCUGAACAACAUCAAAGGGCGCAGAGACGAUACUGGCAAAGCUUUCGUUAAGCCCGUUCUCAACAGAACGAAUUUAGUGGUAAAAACUGAAAGUUUUGUAACAAAAAUCCUAUUUAAUGGUACCAAAACUGAAGGAGUAGUGUUCAGUAACAAUGGUCAAUUGUACAGAGCAUUAGCUUCAAAGGAAGUAAUAGUAUCAGCUGGCUCCCUUCAGUCGCCUCACAUUUUACAGUUAUCUGGUGUAGGCAAAGCCGAAGAUUUAUCCAGACAUAACAUUCCACUAGUUAAAAAUUUGGCUGUAGGAGAAAAUUUGUGGGACCACGCCACCUUUUACGGAUUGACCUUAACAAUGGAUUUCGAAGAGCCAAUCUUGAGUCUCACUGAUUACGUUAAGGAAUACUUAAGUGGUGAGGGACCGUUUGCCAUAGCUGGUAACAACCAAGGAUUAUCUUAUUGGAGGACAAAUUUUAGUACCAAUCCCGAAGUUCCAAACCUGGAAAUCAUGAUUGUACCCUCGAAUGGUACCAGUCCGUACACACAAAAAGGCUUCUUCUUCACCAACGAAACUUACGACAACCUGUACGGCUAUCUAAACGAUGCUAAAUUUUUCAAAAUUUACGUCAUACUACUUUAUCCAAAAUCCCGUGGUUCGGUGAAAUUAAAGUCAAGCAGCCCUUACGAAUAUCCCGUCAUAGACUCCAGAUUUUUGGAACAUCCGGACGACAUGUAUCAGAUGUACCAAGGCGUUAAUAUAGUAAAGAAAUUAAUAAACACGCACGCAUUUCAGGAGGUAGGAAUUCAAUUACAUUUGCCUCAUUUACCAGCCUGCAAGAACUACACACUCGACUCCAAACCUUAUUGGUAUUGUUUAAUCAGACAAGUGACAAUGAACGUUUACCAUCCUAUGGGGACAUGUAAAAUGGGUUUGAACUCGAGUAAAGAUGCUGUUGUUGAUGAAAGACUUAGAGUUCAUGGAAUUAAGGGAUUGAGAGUUGCCGAUGGAAGCGUGUACCCGAAUCCUAUUGCAGCACAUCCAAACGCUCCCAUUAUUAUGGUUGGCGAAAAAGCUAGUAACAUGAUAAAGGAAGAUUAUGGGAAAUCAACUGGAAACUAAAGUUAUAAUUAAUAUUUAUCUUAUCACUACUGUAUUAUGUAAAUUAAUUUUAUUUUUAUAACUGAUGGCAACAGAGAACCAUGAAAUAUUUUAAAAAUAUUUUAUAUUAAAGUAAACAUCUAAAUAAUUGUUCUAAGUGUACAAAUUAAAAUUUGUUUUUAUAUGUGGUUAUUUAGGUAUAUAUGGUUAAGUAACUGGUGAAAUAAA
This is a messenger RNA of Aethina tumida (small hive beetle), 1984 nucleotides long. RefSeq names its product glucose dehydrogenase [FAD, quinone]. Gene Ontology annotation, molecular function: flavin adenine dinucleotide binding; oxidoreductase activity, acting on CH-OH group of donors. The record is from RefSeq and is a predicted model, not a curated record. Bases 26 to 1777 code for a protein of 583 amino acids. NCBI's taxonomy places the organism in Eukaryota, Metazoa, Arthropoda, Insecta, Coleoptera, Nitidulidae. The transcript is spliced from 4 exons.